GAGUUUUCCACCACCUACCCCUAGCCGGAAUCAGGAACCAUGGCCCGCCUCCUUGUAGUCUGUGUGCUCGCCGCGUUAGCCUGCUGCGUGGCCUCAUUCCAGCAGAGCGUAACGAGUGAUGCCUUCAACGGGGGAUUAGGAGGAAGUUAUGGCUAUGGCGGUGCUGGCAGCUCUGGAUAUGGCCUGGGUUGGGGAAGUCCCAGCUACGGUGGUUACGGCUCCUAUGGUGGUUACGGCUACCCUGGUUCCGGCUCCUAUGGCGGUUAUGGCUACCCUGGAGUGGGCUAUGGCGGCUGGGGAAAUCAGCAACAGCAGCAGCAGGUUUGGUUGUAAAUAACAUGCCGAAAAAGAAGACACACGUUGGCAUGAAACUGACUGUUUUAUAAUAAAGAAGCAGCAACAAUGUACUCAGAAAAUCAAAAA
Molecule: messenger RNA, 423 nt
Organism: Dermacentor silvarum
Lineage: Eukaryota; Metazoa; Arthropoda; Arachnida; Ixodida; Ixodidae
Product: keratin-associated protein 19-2-like
Exons: 2
Coding region: 40-333 (97 amino acids)
Source: RefSeq, a predicted model, not a curated record